AUGGCAGAUCAGCGACCAAGCACUUCUCAACAGCAACAGCAGAAUCAGCAACAGCAACAGCAGCAUGAAAAUCGUCAAGGUCGAAAACGCAGACUAUCGAUGAAUCGAAAGAAGGGCAAUAAGAAAGGUGCUCGGAAACAGGACGAAAGUGUGGAACCGAUAAUUAGUAAGCUUCUUCCGCCGGUCAUUCAAAGUUUGAGCACGUGUCCGCCGGACGGUGAAAUGAGUGCGUUAAUUGCUGCCCUCCAACCCUUACCCGAGGAGGUAGAUACAGCGCUCAAUAUGGUAAAGGACGAUCUGCAUCGCGUGCUUCAGCUGUACAACGAUAAAGUCACUAUCUAUGAGUUCGGUUCGAUCAAAUCGGCCUUGCUGCUGAAGGACAGCGAUAUCGACUUUUACAUUCAUUAUGCGAGCGAGAAGAACGACCGUGCUGAGCAGACGAAACUGAUCCAUAUCAUAUGCUCCCGCAUGGAUAGGGAUCCUUGCUUUACCGGUAUGGUAAAGAUACUUGGGGCCAAGGUGCCGCUGCUGCGUGCCGUGCACGUGCGUACGAAUCUUCAGUGCGACAUCAAUUUCAGCAAUGCGCGUGGUUGCUACAACAGCAAGUUUAUCCACGCCAUCAUGAAGUACGACGUGCGGAUCCAUCAGCUGACGAUGAUAGUGAAGUUUUGGGCACAGUGUGCCUACAUUCUCACGCCCCACAAGCAAAUGAACUCGUACUGUCUCAUCAUGAUGGUGAUAUUUUACCUGCAGACGCGCAAACUACCCGUAAUACCAUCGAUCGAGGACAUGCAGAAAGGUAUCGGACGGAUCGAGUUUGGACCGUGGAAUUUGGGCUAUCCGCAGGAAAUUCGCUACAAAACACUGAACGCCAACACGGUCAAGGGGCUGCUGAUGGGCUUCUUCAAGUACUACUUGGAGUUUGAUUUUGCUAAGAAUGUGAUCUCGCCGUUCGUCGGAAGGUUGUUUUCGCUGGAGGAGCUCGAGAAGAAGACGAUCCGCGAGCUGGUACCGUAUUACCGGGCGGUAGAACGCGAAGACUAUCCGGAGUUUGUCAGUGGCCCGUGCGUAUCGAUACAGGAUCCGUUCGAGCUGAACGUAAACGUUGGGAAGGUGCUGCGCAUGGGUGCCCUGUUGGAUCAGAUGAAGCUGAGCCUGAAGCACGCGUACGACCUUUGCCAGCGGCUUCAGAGCAAGGAAUUUUCCAAGCUGCUCAUAGCUCUGUUUACCGAUGUGCAGCGGUGUCCCAAGAAAGUGAAAGAGACAAAGAACCCGAAUGCUCCCACACCGUCCACUUCAUCGAGUGCAAGUCCGAGCAGCACAACGAUCAAUGGUACGGUAGCACCGCAACCGGGUCCAUCCGUUGGCAGUAGCGUACCACAGACCGGGUCCAAGUACACAUGCCGUUUGCCACCGUUCGAGAAUGAGCUGUACCUGGUGAAGCAGAUACUGCAGGCACGGGAUCCGGGCCGUAAAACGAUCAUCACGGAGGAACGGAUCAGACAACUUUGGUUGGAUUGUAUGCCUGACUUUAUUGAGGACAUUCUGCGCAAGCUGUACAUGGUGAAGGUGGAACUGAUCGACACUCCGGCUGUUGCUGGUGAAUCGGGCGCUAAUCGUACCUACCAGCUUACCUGUGAACGACAGGUGUUUAUUGCCCGCAAGCGCAUCAGUAUUUCGAACGAGGAGGAUUUGAAACGCGAAAUCGAAAUAUCCAAAUCGAAAUGGGAACGAAACCAUCAGCUACAGUUCAAUACGCGGGCUGAGAUGGUUGCGGUAGAUGGUGCGAUCGAGCUACGCGUACCGAUCGAUCAACCGAAGAAUGGUCCAUUCCGACUGUUUAUCGAUACCUGCUUCCUUGUGCACAUUCGCAAAUGUCUCCGAGGGUACUUUAUGGUGAUGUUGGCAAAGGCAAAGGAAAAAGCUCGCCAGUCAAAGCAGGAGCUGGCAACGGUUCAUGGGCAUGGUAUGGAUGGAACAGUGGAUAAGAAAGCUCCUGUACAAGUACUGCCAGCACAACCGAAUGAUGGGAUGGGUAACAUGGAGUUAAGCAAUAGUAUAAGAGAACAAGCGGACAGGUCACCGGCGCUAGAGGCCAGUAUGGGACAGCCAAUGAGUAUAGACAGGGAAACUAAUAAUACGGGUACGACGGUUGUAAGAUCCACCAAUGAGAGCUAA
This is a messenger RNA of Anopheles marshallii, 2178 nucleotides long. RefSeq lists its product as uncharacterized. The transcript has 2 exons. Gene Ontology annotation, molecular function: RNA uridylyltransferase activity. The record is from RefSeq and is a predicted model, not a curated record. NCBI's taxonomy places the organism in Eukaryota, Metazoa, Arthropoda, Insecta, Diptera, Culicidae. Bases 1 to 2178 code for a protein of 725 amino acids.